AUGAGUUCAUGGAGAGGGCAGACGAGUUUAUCAACCAAGAAGAGACUCUUCGAGCGUUGCUCGGGAAAGGAAUCGCCCAAACCUCUAAUCAGGGGGGACAAGCCGAAGAAAAAGAAAGAAUUCCACAGGAGGCAGGAUGCAACGGAGCCCGGGAUCAAGAAGAAAUUCCAGGAUUACAACUGGACCCCCCUCAACUCGCCCAUCGAAGAGGUCCUAGAGGCGAUUAAAGUGGAUCCCAUUUACGAGAAACCUGCGGAGAUAGUGGGAACUCCCCACCCAAGGACCGCUGACCACUAUUGCGCUUUCCUUGAGUCAAAGGGGCAUAGCACAGAGAAUUGCAGGUCCUUGCGGGCCUUAAUCGAGAAGUUUAUCCGGAACGGGAAGCUAGUCUGUUUCCUGGCAGGUCAACGGGGUCCGCCUGGGUUUGAUCGAAACCCCCAGCCCGAGGAACGGAGGAACCAGUCACAGAGAUAUCGGGAAGAGCCCAGGGAAAGGAUGGAACGUCCCCGGGAUCAUGAUAGGGAGCCUAACAAUCGACCAGCCGACCGGGACAGGCGAGAGAGAAGCAGGAGUCAAGCGCGGCUGCCUGGUCGGGAAAACCUCCGCGAAAUUCAUACAAUAUCCGGCGGUUUUGGAGGUGGAGGAGACUCAAGUGCAGCGCGUAAAGCAUAUGCGAGGCACCUAAAGGAGUUCGAAAUAUACUCAGUCCAGAGACCGUCGAAAAUGAGGAAGUAUGAGGAUUUACUCAUUGGUUUCUCAAAUGAAGAUUUUGUUGGGGUCUCGCUCCCCCACUCGGACGCUCUAGUGGUGACUUUAGCGAUCGCCAAUCAUAAGAUACACAGGGUCCUUGUCGACACCGGAAGUUCCGCCGACAUAAUAUAUAAGUCAGCCUUCGAGUUGAUGAGCAUAGGUCAAGGGAAGUUGGUCCCGGUGAAGGGUCCCUUGGUCGGUUUUUCGGGAGAACAGGUCCUCCCGAUCGGGUCUAUUGACCUACCGGUUAUGGCGGGAACUAGCCCUCAGGAGAAAACGGUUAUGGUGAAAUUCUUAGUUCUGGAAGGGCGGUCGGCUUACAAUGUUAUCCUGGGGAGGCUAGCCUUGAAUGAUUUGGGGGCCGUAACCUCAACCCCCCAUCUGUGCAUGAAAUUCCCGACUAGCUCAGAAGUCGGUGUGGUCAGGGGAGACCAGAGGGCUGCCCGCAUGUGCUAUAUCACUACCUUGAAGGCCGGCCACGCAGAAGAUGCUGGGGAAAGGGAGAAAUAG
Molecule: messenger RNA, 1260 nt
Organism: Alnus glutinosa
Lineage: Eukaryota; Viridiplantae; Streptophyta; Magnoliopsida; Fagales; Betulaceae
Exons: 1
Coding region: 1-1260 (419 amino acids)
Source: RefSeq, a predicted model, not a curated record